Molecule: messenger RNA, 2114 nt
Organism: Cannabis sativa
Lineage: Eukaryota; Viridiplantae; Streptophyta; Magnoliopsida; Rosales; Cannabaceae
Product: flowering locus K homology domain
Exons: 7
Coding region: 229-1797 (522 amino acids)
Biological process (GO): regulation of gene expression
Cellular component (GO): nucleus; cytoplasm
Molecular function (GO): mRNA binding
Source: RefSeq, a predicted model, not a curated record
AGAAAUAGCAGCAAGUUAAAGCCUAGUUUUGCUAUUACGAUAACUUUGCCUCCUCUUCAAUCCGAAGCCCAAACCCAAUCAGAUAAAAUCAAAUCAACUGGCUCCAAUCCAAUCCCUCCCAUCUCUCUCUUUAAACCCCUUUUCGAACCCUAAACGAACGUCUUCUGGUUCUCCGGUUCAAAGCCCUAAAUCCUCAAUAGUAGAUUCUUCGUUGCCCUUCGCAAAUCUAUGGCUGAAGUUGAUCAAAGCUUCGGUGAGCAAGAUGUAGAUCAUGUACCUGAAAACUCAGAACUGCCAGAAAGCAUAGAGGUGCCUGAAAACUUAGAGGUGCCUGAAAACUUAGAAAUGACAGUAAACUCCGAAGUCCCAGAUCACCUGCACCCAGAAAUGCCAGAGGAUGAGGCCCUGUUUGAACAGAAAGAAGAGCAAGAGCAAGAACUAGAGCAAGAGCAAGAACAAGAACUCGAGCACGGGCACGAGCAUGAGCACCAUCAACAUGAUGUACCCGUCAUGGGUGAGGCUGAAAAAAAGUGGCCUGGAUGGCCUGGUGAGAGUGUUUUCCGUAUGCUGGUUCCUGCACAAAAAGUUGGUAGCAUAAUUGGACGCAAAGGGGAAUUUAUCAAAAAAAUAGUCGAGGAGACAAGAGCUCGAAUUAAAAUUCUCGAUGGCCCUCCUGGAACAGCAGAAAGAGCGGUUAUGGUAUCUGCAAAGGAAGAGCCGGAAUCUGCCCUUCCUCCUGCUGUGGAUGGUCUUUUAAGAGUUCACAAACGUAUUGUUGAUGGUUUGGAUGGUGAUCCUAAUGCUCCACCAAAUGUGGGAGUAAAAGUGUCAACUAGGCUGCUUGUUGCAGCCUCACAGGCAGGAAGCUUAAUUGGGAAACAGGGAGCAACUGUGAAAUCCAUCCAGGAAGGUUCUAAUUGUAUAGUGAGAGUUCUUGGAUCAGAAGACCUACCAGUUUUUGCUCUUCAAGAUGAUAGGGUUGUGGAAGUUGUCGGUGAACCUGCUGGCGUGCACAAAGCAAUUGAACUGAUUGCAUCUCAUCUUAAAAAAUUUUUAGUUGACCGUAGCAUAAUUCCAAUUUUCGAGAUGCAUAUGCAAAUGCCGAAUCCCUCUAUGGAGCACAUGCAAUCUCAUCAAUCUCAUCAGUCUCAUCAGUCUCAUCAAUCAUGGGGGCCUCCACCUCAAGGAGCUGUCCCAAGCAGUGGAGGUCCUGGAGGUCCUGUAUAUGGACAUACUUCUCAUCCUCAAUACAUGCCACCACCAAGACAACAUGAAAAUUACUAUCCACCUGCAGACAUGGCACCACCACCCAUGGAUAAACAGCCUCAUCAUGGUAUAUUAGCAUAUGGAAGAGAAGCUCCUAUGGGUGUACAUUCAACUUCUAAUGCUCAAACAACGCCUUCAAUGGUUACACAGAUUACACAGCAAAUGCAAAUUCCACUAUCUUAUGCUGAUGCUGUGAUAGGAACUUCUGGUGCAAGUAUAAGCUAUAUUAGACGAGCCAGUGGAGCUACUGUUACAAUUCAAGAGACUAGGGGUAAUCCUACAGAAAUGACAGUUGAAAUUAGUGGAAGUGCUUCUCAAGUCCAAGCUGCUCAGCAACUGAUACAGAAUUUCAUGGUUGAAGCUGCUAAUAAUGCUGGAUCAGCACAAACUCAAGCUGCUGGCUCCACGGAUCAAGGCUAUAAUUCUUAUGCUGCUCAUGGUUCUGUGUAUGCAUCUCCUCCAUCGAACUCAGCACACGCAGGCCAUGCUGGAGGCUAUGGCUCGGUCUAUGGAACAAACUACGGUUACUAAAUAAAUAGGGCAGAUUGAUAUGGUUUGCUAUUUGAUGAAACUAUAUCAAUAGCAAUUAUUGAGAACAUGGUAUAACUACCAAAUAGUUUUUAUUUAAUCUUUUUUCUCUUAAUGACAGUUGUAAUUUUGUACUCGGCAUUGUCAUGCUGGUAGAACUAGUAAAUGUUAGAUUUUAUGGCGUGCAUUAGGUUAAACUAGACAGUUGGGUCAUGUCCAUUUUGCUACGACUUUUCUUCAAACUCUUUGCAUCAACGUAUUAUAAGAUUGAGAGUGAUGGGAGCCAAAAUUUAGCUCUAAUGGAAAGUUGGUUAAUCUAA